AUGGACGCGGUGGAAAGUGCGGAUGCGCCGACGCUGGAGUUGACGAUGGAAAACGUGGACGCGGCGCUCGACGAGGUUCGCCCGUACUUGAUCGCGGACGGCGGGAACGUGGAGCUGGUGACGAUCGACGACGGGAUGAUCGUCGUUCGUUUGAAUGGGGCGUGUGGGACGUGCGCGUCGUCCACGGCGACGAUGAAGGGCGGGAUCGAGAAGCUGUUGAAGCAGAAAUUCGGUGCAGCCGUGGACGAAGUGGUCAACGUGAGCGGCGACGCGGAGGAAAUGACGGUGGAGACGCUCGAGGCGCACCUCGAAAAGCUUCGAAAGUCCAUCACGAGCUACGGCGGCGAGGUGAGCGUGGAGUCGCUCGACUCGAGAGGGAUUUGUAUCUUGCGAUUCAAGGGGCCGCAGGCGCUCGCGUUCUCCAUCGCGCAGGCGCUCAAACAAAAAUUCCCGCUCGUUCGCGAGUGCAAGAUCAGGCAGGUCAAUUAA
Messenger RNA from Ostreococcus tauri, 489 nucleotides. RefSeq names its product NIF system FeS cluster assembly, NifU,C-terminal. Gene Ontology annotation, molecular function: iron-sulfur cluster binding; iron ion binding. Bases 1 to 489 code for a protein of 162 amino acids. The record is from RefSeq and is a predicted model, not a curated record. NCBI's taxonomy places the organism in Eukaryota, Viridiplantae, Chlorophyta, Mamiellophyceae, Mamiellales, Bathycoccaceae. The transcript has a single exon. Gene Ontology annotation, biological process: iron-sulfur cluster assembly. Gene Ontology annotation, cellular component: mitochondrion.